GCUGCUUAGAGACUCACGGAAUUAUGAAAAUCCCACGUCUGUGAUUCUAAGACUCUUGUGGUUUUUUCUCUUUUUUUUUAGCUGCAUGUUUCUCCGGCCCCGUGUCCCGCUCAGCCGGCCGCCGUUUCCGCACGUCCCUAUUAGUGUCUGGUAUUCGGCCCUUUCGCUCGUCACAUGGGCCCUUGUUGUUUUCCCCUCCCACCACCAAAUCGCCUCCGAAAGAGUUAUUACUGUUAACACAGCCGCCGUCCGGACACGCGAUUCUCGGCAGGGAGCCGCCAGCGUUUGCCUGGCUGCCAGUUUAAGGCUCCUUCUGGAUCCCCGGACCUCAUGAAUGAGUUAUGUAAACACCGGGCAACCAACGGAGCUUUUCAUUAAGCAAGAUGUCAACAGCUACAGAAAAUGGAGUUGGAGGGUCUCGCAGUACAAGUGGGGAGAAGACCUACAAGAAGACCACGUCGUCCGCACUGAAAGGCGCGAUCCAGCUCGGCAUCGGCUACACGGUGGGGAACCUCACCUCCAAGCCCGACAGGGAUGUGCUCAUGCAGGACUUCUAUGUGGUGGAGAGCGUUUUCCUUCCCAGUGAGGGCAGCAACCUAACCCCUGCGCAUCACUACCCGGACUUCCGCUUCAAGACGUACGCCCCUCUGGCCUUCCGCUACUUCCGGGAGCUUUUUGGGAUCAAGCCAGAUGACUACCUGUACUCCAUCUGCAAAGAGCCCCUCAUCGAGCUGUCCAACCCUGGAGCCAGCGGCUCGCUGUUUUACCUCACGAGUGACGACGAGUUCAUCAUCAAGACCGUGCAGCACAAGGAGGCCGAGUUCCUGCAAAAACUGCUUCCGGGUUACUACAUGAACCUGAACCAGAACCCCAGGACACUGCUGCCCAAGUUCUACGGGCUCUACUGCGUCCAGUCGGGAGGCAUGAACAUCCGGCUGGUGGUGAUGAACAAUGUGCUACCACGUUCUGUGAAGAUGCACUACAAGUACGACCUGAAGGGCUCGACAUACAAGCGACGGGCAAACCGCAAGGAGCGCGAGAAAGCCUGUCCCACCUACAAGGACCUGGACUUCCAGGACAUGCAUGACGGAUUGUACUUCGACACUGAGACCUACAACGCCUUGAUGAAGACCCUGCAGCGGGAUUGCCGGGUGCUGGAGAGUUUCAAGAUCAUGGACUACAGCCUGCUGCUGGGGGUGCAUGUGCUGGACCAGAGCGUGAAGGACGGGGACAUAGCAGAAGCUUGCGGAGACGGCAAGCGUCCAGUGGCCCAGAAGGUUCUCUAUUCCACAGCCAUGGAGUCCAUUCAGGGGGACGGCAAGGCGGGCGAGGCACUCACCACUGAUGAUACGAUGGGUGGCAUUCCUGCCAAAACACACAAAGACGAGAGGCUUCUCAUAUUUCUGGGUAUUAUCGACAUCCUGCAAUCUUACAGGUUUAUUAAGAAGCUGGAACACUCCUGGAAAGCGCUUGUGUAUGAUGGCGACUCUGUGUCGGUACACAGACCCAGUUUCUACGCUAAUAGAUUUCUAAAGUUCAUGAGCUCCACAGUGUUCAGGAAGAUUCAAACCAUCAGGCCGUCCCCGUCCAAGAGGACCCGGAAUUCCAUCCCGGCCCUGAAGUCGUCCUCGCAAGAGAUCCUGUCCUCACCCAGCGAAGACGGAAUUGAGGAGAGGAAGGACAGACUCAGCGGGACAAGGAGCCUCGCCAGUCUGGAUGGACGAGCUUUCUAUGAGGCCGGCUCCAUGGCCACCACUAUCUCCUCCUCUUCCCUCUACACUACCCAGCAGUGCCUUGAGGCCAACCCAAAGCAAAGAGAUGAACUGGCCACGAGCUCCACAUUUACGCUGGAGGACAGCGCCAUCUGCUUGACACCCGAGCAAAUUACACUGGAUAUGGACAGAGACGACGGCUCUGUGCUUGACGUCUACUUAUAAGGGGGGGAGGGGCAUACGGCUUGUUCUCCACCACGUCCUUCUAGUCAACCAUCUGGCGGGCAUCACAUUCCACUGGAGCGCGGCUUCAUCCAACGUUCCACGCCCUGGUCCGCAGGCCGUGGGCCUUGGCCAAUCAGCGACGAGGACGCCCACUCACUGCAGACUGGAACAGAAAAUCUAAGCAAUCACACCAAUGGUUAUACCACCUGAACGCAGGGGCUGCAAAUUUUCUACGCUUUUCCUUGGAUCCAUGCAAGCAAACAUUAUGCUUUUGCAGUGGCUUGUGUCAGAAACAUUCCUUUAAAAUAUGUAUGCCAAUGCCAGGUGUGCCCAGUGCCCUCCCCAGAAGAGAGGUGCUGGGUGUGUUGACAUUGUCUGCCCAUCAGCGGGUCUGUGUGACGAAGUGAUGGGGAAGGGUGAUGAACACGCCACCUUUUAUUUCCAUUACAGAAGCUUUUUGUGACCCUAUCUGGACAGAUUUGGUCUGCAGAGGUGUCAGACUGUGCAUUUGUUUAGAAAAAAAGCACUUUCCAUGUUUGUAAUGAUGAAUGUGUGUAAUAAAUACUGUCAUACA
This is a messenger RNA of Brienomyrus brachyistius, 2511 nucleotides long. It is a transcript of the gene pip5k1bb, whose product is annotated as phosphatidylinositol-4-phosphate 5-kinase, type I, beta b. Gene Ontology annotation, biological process: phosphatidylinositol metabolic process. NCBI's taxonomy places the organism in Eukaryota, Metazoa, Chordata, Actinopteri, Osteoglossiformes, Mormyridae. Bases 384 to 1937 code for a protein of 517 amino acids. The transcript is spliced from 15 exons. The record is from RefSeq and is a predicted model, not a curated record. Gene Ontology annotation, molecular function: phosphatidylinositol kinase activity.